AGUGUGCCCAGGCUGUUGUUUUGUGUUGUCGUCCUAUUAUGGUUUGGGUGUUUUCUUCGUCUUUCAAAAUUCCAUCUCUAACAACACGCCCUCGUUACUCGUUAGUCUCAGCUACCUAAGGCCGCGUUUGCCUCUGUUGGAACUGGAAAUGGAGGAAGAAGAACCAGUGAAAACGACGACGCAUCAACAUGAACCUCGAAAGUGUUCUGAGAAGAAGACCGUGAGUGUGAGUGUGAGGGGUGAGAUUGAUACUUCUGUGCCCUUUGAAUCUGUGAAGGAGGCAGUUACUCGAUUCGGUGGCAUCGGUUUCUGGAAGCCUAUUAUUCCUUCUCUUCCGCUUCCUUUUCAUUCUCACCAUCAGCACGGCGGAGAAGAGGUGGACGGUGCAAAACUGGAGGAGCAGGCCAUGGUGUUGGAGAAAGAAUUGAUCCUCAAAGAGAGGGAAACUCUUGAUGUGUUAAAGGAAUUGGAGAGUACCAAAAGGCUUGUUGAAGAUUUGAGAACAAAGCUACAGAAGGAGGAAGCCGAAGCCAAAGAGAAUGAAGAAAAUGUGUUGGAUGUUAGAAAGCAACAAGCUUCUAAGGAAGGUUUUAUUCCCUGCCCUUCGUCUUCUCCGGCUUUGAUACUAAUGGAAUUGAAGCAGGCCAAGUUGAACCUAACAAGAACUACUAAUGAUCUUGCUGAUGUUCGAGCUUCUGUCGAAUCGCUUAAUAAGAAAUUAGACAAGGAAAGAAUCUCGCUUGAGAGAACCCGCGAGAGGCUUAGUCAGAAUUCAUUGAAAAUAUCUUCUCUUGAAGAAGAACUUAAACAGACCAGACUUAGAAUAGAACUGGCAAAAGAUGCUGAAAUCAAGUGUGUUUCCGGUGACCCUUCGGAUAUCACGAGAGAGCUCCAUCGAUUGAGUUCUGAGACAGAGCAUUUCAAGAAAAUUGGAGAAGCCGCCAAGUCAGAAGUUUCGAGGACAAUGUCUGAGAUUGAACAGACUAGAAGUAUGAUAACAACUGCAGAAAUUAGAUUGGUUGCUGCCAGGAAAAUGAAGGAAGCUGCUAGAGCCGCUGAAGCAGCUGCCAUUGCAGAAAUCAAUGCUUUAUCUAAUCAUGAGAUUGAGAAUUCACCCGAAAAGCAUGAUGGUGUUACUCUUUCAUUUGAAGAGUAUACUUCUCUUGCCUGCAAAGCUCAAGAUGCUGAGGAACAAUACAAGAAGAAAGUUUUCAGUGCCAUGCUUGAAGUUGAUGAGGCGAAUUUGGAAAAAGAGAAAAUCUUAAAGAAGGCAGAGGAAGCUUUGGAAGAAUUGAAAUCCAGCAAGAAGGUCCUUGAUGAAGCUUUGGAAAGGGUCGAGGUGGCGAAUAGAGGGAAGCUAGUGGUAGAGGAGGCUCUAAGGAAGUGGCGGUCCGAGAGUCACAAGAGACGCUCCUCGGUACAAAAUUCUACCAAGUUCAAGACCUCUUAUCCAUCUCACCAUCAGAGAGAAUCAAUAUUACUUGAUGUGAAUGGAUUGAAUAUUGUAAAUGAUGAAACCAAGCCGGUUCUUAAGCCAACGCUAUCAAUAGGACAAAUACUGAGCCGGAAGCUGCUUCCGCCACAAGAUAUUGAAUCCAUGUUGCCUGGAGAAAAAAGCUCUGUGAAAAGGAAGAUGUCAUUGGGUCAGAUGCUUGGCAAACAAAAUUCUGAUUCAUCCAUUGAUACACAAAUUGAGAAAGAAAAUGGACAGAAGCAGUUUUCUUCCAAGAGAAAGAAAUUUGGGUUUGUGAGAUUCUCACUUCUCUUAAGAAGAGAAAAAAAGGUUUAUAUUAUACUUGUUUUAACAGGGAAGGAAUAUUACUCAGAAGAAACUAGAAACAUGGAAGGGAAAAUGGGACUCUUGUUCCUUGUCAUGUUGUGUUCUGCCUGGGCUUGUGGUGCAAGAGAAUUGCCAAACUCGGCGAAUUCUGAAUUGAGUAAAAAACAAGAUGUGUGUACACUUUGUGCGGAAUAUGCUGCCAAGGCACUUGAAUAUCUAAACCAAAACAAGACUCAGAGUGAGAUCAUUGAAAUCCUUCACAACACUUGCACCCAGCUUCACUCUUUCGAGCGCAAGUGUGUCACUUUGGUGGAUUAUUAUGCUCCACUUUUCUUUUCCGAAAUAGCCACAAUUAGUCCUGGAGAAUUCUGCCACAAGGUCAACCUCUGCGAACGCACUGCGAAAAUUUCACUACAAAUUCAAGAAAAUAGCUGCGAUUUUUGCGAAGAUGCUAUGUCAGCUCUAUUGGCUAAGCUGAAAGAUCCUGACACUGAGCUGGAAGUCAUUGAGACGUUGCUGAAGGUAUGCGAUACGGUCGACAAGUAUGCGAAUAAGUGCAAGAGGAUGGUUUUCGAGUAUGGACCAUUGAUUUUCAACAAUGCUCAGAAGUUCUUGGAGAAAACAGAUGUAUGCACUGCAUUACAUGCUUGCAAGGAUGAUAUAGCAGUUAGCCAAAAAGCCCUUCUUUCUGACUCUUAAAUUCUUAUUGAAAAAAAGAGUGUUCUUCUGAAUUUGUGGCGUUCUUAUUAGGGUAAAGAUUGCUAUUAACCCUUCAUAAGCGAGAGAGCCAGAGUUUAAAUUUGAUGCAUUGUCGCUGUUCAGCAAAGUUUGUUACAUUGUUACUCUACUUUCAAUAUAGUAGUUUGUCAUAGUUAACUAUCUCAAAUGAUUUAAUAAUUUGUGCUUACAUGGUGGAGUAUCAAAAGUAAAACAUUAUAUGUUGUAUUUAAAUUUAUGGAAAUUAAAAUCUUUCUUGCCUUCAAUUCA
This is a messenger RNA of Arachis ipaensis, 2767 nucleotides long. Lineage: Eukaryota; Viridiplantae; Streptophyta; Magnoliopsida; Fabales; Fabaceae. The record is from RefSeq and is a predicted model, not a curated record.